Molecule: messenger RNA, 1817 nt
Organism: Chiloscyllium plagiosum (whitespotted bambooshark)
Lineage: Eukaryota; Metazoa; Chordata; Chondrichthyes; Orectolobiformes; Hemiscylliidae
Gene: acta2
Product: actin alpha 2, smooth muscle
Source: RefSeq, a predicted model, not a curated record
GGUGGAUCAGAAGGUGACGAGACUCAAGGGCUAUAAAACUUAACAAAGCGGGGAGGGAGCGUGCACCAUCCCAGAGUAAAGGACCCCGGCAAAGCAGACAGGAUCCAUACAGAUUGACCAUGUGUGACGAGGAGGAAAGUACAGCGCUGGUUUGCGAUAACGGCUCCGGACUGUGUAAGGCUGGCUUCGCCGGGGAUGACGCUCCCCGAGCGGUCUUCCCCUCAAUCGUGGGCCGCCCUCGCCAUCAGGGUGUUAUGGUUGGAAUGGGCCAGAAAGACAGCUACGUGGGCGAUGAGGCUCAGAGUAAAAGGGGGAUCCUGACCCUGAAAUAUCCAAUCGAGCAUGGCAUCAUCACAAAUUGGGACGACAUGGAGAAGAUCUGGCACCACACUUUCUAUAAUGAGCUGCGUGUAGCUCCUGAGGAACAUCCAACUCUGCUCACCGAGGCUCCCCUGAAUCCCAAGGCCAACCGCGAAAAGAUGACCCAGAUCAUGUUUGAGACUUUCAAUGUGCCAGCCAUGUAUGUUGCUAUCCAGGCCGUGCUGUCCCUUUACGCGUCUGGCCGUACAACUGGUAUCGUGCUGGACUCUGGAGAUGGUGUCACCCACAAUGUGCCAAUCUACGAGGGUUAUGCCCUGCCCCAUGCCAUCAUGCGUCUGGAUCUGGCCGGCCGUGAUCUCACUGACUACCUCAUGAAAAUCCUUACUGAACGCGGCUAUUCAUUUGUCACCACAGCUGAACGUGAGAUUGUCCGUGAUAUUAAGGAGAAGCUGUGCUACGUGGCUCUUGACUUUGAGAAUGAGAUGGCCACAGCUGCCUCCUCAUCCUCCUUAGAGAAGAGUUAUGAACUGCCUGAUGGCCAGGUCAUCACCAUUGGCAAUGAGCGUUUCCGUUGCCCAGAGACUCUCUUCCAGCCAUCUUUCAUUGGAAUGGAGUCUGCAGGUAUCCAUGAGACCACAUAUAACAGCAUCAUGAAGUGUGAUAUCGACAUCAGGAAGGAUUUGUACGCCAACAACGUACUGUCUGGAGGUACCACCAUGUACCCUGGUAUCGCUGACCGUAUGCAAAAGGAAAUCACAGCAUUGGCUCCCAGCACCAUGAAAAUCAAGAUCAUUGCUCCUCCUGAGCGCAAAUACUCAGUUUGGAUUGGUGGCUCCAUCCUGGCCUCUCUCUCCACCUUCCAGCAGAUGUGGAUUAGCAAGCCCGAAUACGAUGAGGCUGGUCCAUCUAUUGUACACCGCAAAUGCUUUUAAACCAUCAUCUUUCCUCUUCCUCUUUUUGUAUCUUUUUGCAACAAGAAAACUGUGAAUGUGCAAUUAGAGAAACAUACUUUCUACUGUUUUCAUUCCAUUGCUCUGUCACUAGACAUUAGCUGUAGCUUUACCUGAAUGAAUGGGAGUUUUUAAAAUAAAGUCAGAAUGUGCUGCCAGAAUAUUCACAAUUGUCUUGUGUUUCCUGAAAUAUUUGACACCUAUUUAUUUCGUAGAGUAAUGGUGAACUAAUCAGACUUAACUAUAAACAAAGAUGACAGAGAAAAUUUAAACUGUAUCUUGGUUUAUUUAUUACAAGAUAUCACCUUUAAUUUUAAAUUUGGUUUGGAACUUUUGGCUUCAGAUUAAAUAAUCUCCCAUUGCCAAUUUAUAUAAGUUUUGUUCACAUUUUCCUAAACUGCUUACAUCUCCUUUCACUGUUGUCUGCUUCUACUUUAUUGUCUGGGAAAUGCAGUCAUCUUGGAUUUAAUGCUCAAUAAAAAAAAUGAUGGUUUAAUAAACUGUUACAGGGGAUGCUUGAUUCAAGCAGUCCACUGGGUUUCUCAA